Messenger RNA from Adineta steineri, 885 nucleotides. Lineage: Eukaryota; Metazoa; Rotifera; Eurotatoria; Adinetida; Adinetidae. The record is from the annotation of a GenBank genome assembly.
AAAGAUUGUCCAACAUUGGAUUUGGAUAAACUUCUUGAAGAUGUUCAAAAUGGUUUACAUCCAAUAACAGCUUAUCAUUUAUUAUUUCCAACUCAUAGUACACUAAAUCUCUUAAUAAAAUCUCUUCUAUCAGAUAAAACUCUACCAACAUCAACAUCAUUUUCAUCAUUUCCUUCAUCGAAUCUAACGAAUACAGAUAAUGAUUUAACAACACCAACACAAGCGGCAAUAGAUUCAGCACUUUUUUAUUCAACCAAUACAAAUGAUCCAAAUUCAAUAACAUCAAAUACGAAUGGAAUGAAAACACGAAAUGGUAUAACAACAUUUGAACGAUCAUCGUCAUCAACAAAUGAUACUGAACAUAAUACAAAUGAUUCAUCAUCAACAAUUAUUAAUACAAAUACUUCUACAACAUCAUUAUCUAAUAGUGAUGAGAAAGAAAAUCGAAGAAUUAUUGAUAUACAAUGUAAAAUUAAAACAAAAGAAACUCGUUCAUGUUUGUUAUUUAUUAGUGUGAAAUUUCAAGAUCGAUUACAACGUGAUAUGACAGCAGAAAUUGAAUUAGAUGAAACAUCAAGUAGUAUAACGAAAGAAUUACUUGAACUCGGCUUAAUUCAUGAGAGUGAUUAUACACGUGUUGAACAAUCAAUUGAUAAAGCAUUUAAUGCUAUAAUAACAUCUCCCGAUGUUAUUAAUAGUACUUCAACAUCAUUACUUGAUGUGAAAAAAACAGCCGUUGUUGCAGCUACAGCUGCACUUAUAACAUCUCAAGCAUUACAAAAUCAACUAAGUACAUCAUCUACAACAAAUGGAACAUUAAUGGAUGCGAACAAUAUACCAACAUGGACGAAUACAUCACAACCAGUCAUGUUUUUACCGACUUGA